AUGCCUUCUUCCACAGCCCAGAACAUCUACGACUCGGAAGACUUCUUCCAAAACUACGCCCAGCUCCCCCGCAUGAAGCAGGGUCUGGCCGGCGCAUCUGAGUGGCCACUGCUCUACCGCAUGCUACCGCCGGUCGCCGGACGUCGAGUCCUCGACCUCGGGUGCGGCGACGGCAUCCUCAGCCUCUGGGCGGCCAGCGAGGGGGCCGCGCAGGUCAACGCAUACGACAUCUCGCUCAACAUGCUCCAGCGCGCCCGCCAGAACGCCGACGUCAUCUUUGCCGAUGACGACAACAAGAACAAGAGGGCGCCCGUGUUUGCACGCAUGGACCUCGAGGACGUCAACCUCGACCACAUCCCCGACGGCUCCGUCGACGUCUGCGUCAGCGGCCUGGCCCUGCACUACGUCUCUAACUUUGAUGCCCUCCUGAGCCGCGUCUUUAGGGCCAUGAAGCCAGGCGGCUCCUUUGUCUUUUCCAUCGAGCACCCCAUGUACACGGCACCCGUCGUCCCAGGCUUCCGGCCCAUGGAGGAUGUCGCCGCUGCAGCCGCCGAAAACGCAACAGAUGACAACAGCAACGGCCAGGGUCCUGCGGCGGCAACACAAGAAAGCGGCUCCAAGUUCUUCUGGCCCGUCGACAGCUACUUUUCCGAGGGCCAGCGCGAGGUGACUUGGCUCAACGGCGGCGUCCAGAAGCAGCACCGCACCAUGGCCAGCUACUUUAACAUGCUCGUCGCCGCCGGCUUCGUCGUAAAGGACAUGGCCGAGUGGGGGUCGACCGAAGACGCCCGCCGCAAGCAUCCGGACUGGCCCGAGAACGUCUGCCCGCGCUUCCUGCUGCUGGCUGCCCAGAAGCCGGCCGCCGUCGACGAGUCCGCUUCCACAUCUGCCAGGUUGUAA
Molecule: messenger RNA, 900 nt
Organism: Pyricularia grisea
Lineage: Eukaryota; Fungi; Ascomycota; Sordariomycetes; Magnaporthales; Pyriculariaceae
Exons: 1
Coding region: 1-900 (299 amino acids)
Molecular function (GO): S-adenosylmethionine-dependent methyltransferase activity
Source: RefSeq, a predicted model, not a curated record